Cheilinus undulatus (humphead wrasse) is the source of this 4778-nucleotide messenger RNA. RefSeq names its product protocadherin 8 (gene pcdh8.1). Gene Ontology annotation, molecular function: calcium ion binding. The transcript has 4 exons. NCBI's taxonomy places the organism in Eukaryota, Metazoa, Chordata, Actinopteri, Labriformes, Labridae. Gene Ontology annotation, cellular component: plasma membrane. Gene Ontology annotation, biological process: homophilic cell-cell adhesion. The record is from RefSeq and is a predicted model, not a curated record. The coding region runs from base 89 to 3004 and encodes 971 amino acids.
GACACAUUGCACGAGAGGCGCAUCGAUUGCAUCAUUUAUGACUUAUUUGUGCAGCAUUUCUUAACCCUUCAACGUGGGAUUUUGCAGCAUGGCAGGAGUUGCACUGUGCAUUGUUUUGGCCUUAUUUUGCACAGUUCAGUGCACAACUACAAGAUAUUUCACCUACGAAGAGGACGCACCAGGGACAGAGAUAGGAAACCUGUCCCAGGAUUUAAAGAUUGAUCCGGCUGACGACCCUGACACUUCUUUCCGCUUCAUGCAAGAAAACAACUCCUCUCUGAUUCAAAUGAGGGAGAGUGACGGACUUCUGAGUGUUGCAGAAAUCAUCGAUCGAGAGCAGCUCUGCCCCAGGUCUCCGCGCUGCUUCAUCACCUUCGACAUCGUGGCCUUCUCCAAAGAAAAGUUCCAACUCAUCCACGUGGAGAUCGAGGUGAAAGACAUCAAUGAUCACUCCCCUCGCUUCACGCGUAACCAGACAGAGCUGGAGAUUUUGGAGAACGUCCCUGUUGGAUCAAGGUUCCCUCUGCAGAUAGCUCUGGACCAAGAUGUGGGUGAAAACUACAUUCAGAGCUACAAUAUCUCCCCCAGCACUCAUUUUGCUAUAGAAGCGCGCGAUCGAGAGGAUGGAGUGAAGUUUGCUGAGCUCGUGCUUGUGCGCGAGCUGGACAGGGAGGUGGAGGACUCCUAUACGAUCGAAGUUACUGCAACUGACGGAGGAGUGCUUGCAAAGUCCGGGUCAAUGCUUGUUUACAUCAAAGUGCUGGACUUUAAUGACAACAGCCCCACGUUUGAGCACAGCUCCUUCAAAGUGGAGCUGAAUGAAGACUCCCCGGUGGGUCACAGAGUUCUUAAAGUGCACGCGUUUGACCCGGAUGCAGGUGAAAACGGUGAGGUCAUUUACGCAUUUGCUGACGGUGUGAAUCAAGAAGUUACACGUGUUUUCCAUGUCGACCCUUACUCCGGGGACGUGACCUUGAAGGCUCUUGUUGAUUUUGAGAAAAGGAGAUCAUACGAGCUGAGCAUCAAAGCGUCUGAUUUGGGCGCCAAUUCCGUGCCAUCCAGCUGCAAAGUGGUGAUAGAUAUCGUGGAUGUGAACGACAACGCGCCUGAAAUCACCAUCAAACCCAUGACCUCCAGCAGUGAUGGGGUCGCCUACAUCACAGAGGCUGCAGCUGCGGACAGUUUUGUGGCUCUGAUCAGCACCUCGGACCGAGACUCUGGCUCCAAUGGGUACGUGCGCGUCAGCCUGCUCGGGCACGAGCAUUUCACCCUGCAACAAGCAUAUGGAGACUCUUUUAUGAUCAUCACCAGCACUACUUUAGACAGAGAGAAGAUCCCUGAGUACAACCUGACUGUGGUGGCUGAAGAUGUGGGCACCCCGCCCUUUAAAACUGUCAGACAGUACACCAUCCGGGUAACAGAUGAGAAUGACAACCCUCCUCUCUUCAGUAAGUCUUUUUAUGAAGUUUCAGUGCUAGAGAAUAACAUCCCAGGCUCUUAUGUUACCACUGUUGUUGCACGUGAUCCAGAUGUGGGGAAGAAUGCCAAAGUUUCUUAUAAGCUUAUAGACUCUGAGGUGCAAGGAGGAUCCAUGCUGUCCACUUAUGUGUCAGUGGACUCCCUCUCUGGGUCUCUUUACACUUUAAGGUCUUUUGAUUAUGAGACUCUUCAGCAGAUCGAGCUGGUCAUCCAAGCUGAAGACCGUGGCUCCCCACCUCUUUCCAGCACAUCAACAAUCAGGAUCAAAGUGGUAGAUCUGAAUGACAACUUCCCAUACUUCACCUUCCCCGUCCUUGUCAACGACUCUGCUGACAUCCCCCUUCCUUUCAACGCACCUGCGGGCUUCCUGGCCUUGAGAGUCUCAGCAGAGGACGAAGACGAGGGAGUGAACGGCGAGCUCUCCUACCAGAUCAUCCAAGGUGACCCGAAGCUUUUCACAAUGAACAAAGACACGGGAGAAAUUGCUCUAAAACAAUGGCUGACAGCUGAAAUUGGAGACGUGCUGGAAAUGAAAAUCGCCGUGAGUGACAAUGCCAGGUCCCCGCUUUCUACAAGCGCCACUAUUCGGUUUGUCGUCUCAGACACAGAGCCCUCCGAAGACCAAGUCGUCAUUGUGCUGAGGUCAAGCGACGAGGAGGGCCUCGGCUUGGAUGGCUCGCUAAUUGUUAUUAUUAUGCUCAGCGGGGGGUGUGCAUUGUUGCUGAUCGCCAUAGUGGCUGUUGUUGUCACAUGCAAACUCAGCCGGGGAGGAAGAAACCCAAGCUCCAAGAGCGAAGUGUGCCACAGCCUGUUCGACAGAAGGCCCUUACCCAUGCUGGGCCUGACUGAGCCCAACAUUUACACCGGCCAGAGAGGCUUCUUCCAUGAAAGAACCACCUCCUCUUUGGAUGAAUCCUGCAUGUACGAGGAGAGGAGCGGGGACUCCGAGACAAAGAUGUUCCUGCCCUCCAAGCAUUUCCAGGCGGCAUCUGUGUGGCAAGGUGACAAAUACUGCUUGCAAGUGAGCAGCAUUGGCAACACGGACCAGCUGAGCGUGAAGGACAGCGGCAAAGGGGAUAGUGACUUUAAUGACAGCGACUCUGAUAUCAGCGGAGACGGAGGCAGGAAGAACUUCAGCACCUUCCAGCCAAGGCUAAAAAGUUUAUCCAGCGCGUCUAAUAGCUUAUCUGGGGAUUGCCAAGGCACCUACUGUGCAGUGCAGCCACAGAGCUUCAGAGCCCCCAGAGACAAUGCAUACACAAUUGGCUUCUCCCCAGUGCCUGUCUUCAACAAUCCUCAUGGCUAUCCCCUCUCCUGGAAGGACUCCGGCUACGGCACAAAUCGCCCAAAAUCAAGGAGCAGCAUGCAGAGCUUCUCCAGGACGGGGACCCUUCCUUCGUACUUCUCUCCUCAGCAGCAGAGGCAGCAGCACUUUGAGGCUGCUGUCGGGGGACCUGAGGUCCAGAGGGAGAGCCCAAGCUUUGUAACGGUUGCUACUGCACUAGAGGUUGCAACUAUCUUUUAAAAACUGUAUAUAUGAUGUAGCUGAAGAUGUAAAUAUUUGAAAUUAACCUCCUGAGACCCCAGCUUUUGUUUGGAAUUUUUUUAAGUUUUAUUUGGGUUCAGUAGGACCUUGUAAGUUAAAAGCAAAGUCUAUGAAUAGACAUUAGUUUUGACCAAAAAUUAUGUCCACAGCAGUGUUAAUUUCGUCGACUACAACUAAGACUAACACUAUUUGUCGACACCCUUUUUUCCAUGACAAAAACUAGACUAAAACUAACAAAAACUAAGUUUAGUUUUUGUCAAGAUGACUAGACUAAAACUAGACUAAAAUGUAAUUCAGUUGUCACUGGACAUUUAAAAUCUGUGAUAUUUCUCUACUGUGGGUAAAUUUGUCAAAAUGCAAUGCAUUUGUAGCUCUUCUUCCUCUAAGCUGUAGAAAACAGGGGCCCCAGGUUAGACAGGGUGCAGAGAACACACUACCUUGAUUUGGUACCAGAUUUAAGCAAGAGAAUAAAUGCUUGGACUAAAAGUAAAGACUAAAAUGUGAGGACAUUUUAUGGACUAAAACAUUUUAGUCUACUAAAAUGUUUCGUCGACUAAAACUAGACCAAAAUUAAAAAGAGUAGAAAUGACUAAAAUAUGACUAAAACUAAAAUUAAAAAUAGUUGCCAGAAAUAAUGCUGGUCCACAGAUGUCCCAAUCAUGGACAAUUCUAACCAAAAGUUCUGCAUUUCUUGGACGUUUUCUCUUCCCCUUAAAUACCUAGAGAAAUUAACUGAAACUUUUUUUAAAAUUCAUAACCAUGUUUUUAAAAGUAUUUCAAAAAAGUACCCCAAAAUUUCUGCAAUCAUUCCCCCAAAUGUUUUGGUGAAACUUCUGUCGUAACGCCUAAUUAUUCUAAUCAAACUUUUCAGCCACUUAACAGGCCUUUUUGCAAAUUCCUGCAUGUUUCUUUACUUUUUUGCCCCCUUCAACCCAUUUUUUGCCACUCUAUAACCAGUUUUUAUACUUUUUGCCCCUUUCAUCCAGUUUUUGCCACCUUUAUUCCAGUUUACACAACUUAAUUCAGCUAUGUUUGCAACAUUUUUGCCACCUUCAACCCAUUUUUUGCCACUCUAUAACCAGUUUUUUAUACUUUUGCUACCUUUAUCCAGUUUUUGCCAUCUUUUACCACUUUUCACGACUAAAUUCAGCUAUGUUUGCAACAUUUUUGCCCCCUUGCCACUCUAUAACCAGUUUUUUAUACUUUUCCUCCUUUUUUGCUUCUUUUAGCAAAUUCAUGCCACUCCUAACCCAUUUAUAACCACUUCAGCUGGCCAUUUUGCAAAAUUCUCCCCCAAAAUGAAUCCAGUUUCUUGAAAAAAGUACAAGAAAAUCACCCCUAAAAUUUAUUACAAUAUCUCUAAAAUGUACAAAUAUAUUCCCCAAAAUUCCAAAAGUAUGUAAACUUAUCUCCCAAAUUUCAGUGAAAAUACUUGAAAAUUUGUAAGCAGACUUCCCCUGAUAUCCAAACAUAGUCACUCAAGUUUCUGGUGUAAGUGUGUGAAAAAUUCACAUGAAAUUCUCCUAACAUUUCAAACAAACUACCUGAACUUCAGUGGGCAUUCCAGACUAUCUAGGAAAUAUUAUUAUGUAAAAUGUUUUGUCCUAAUAUGUUCAUACAGGGUCUCAGGAGGAUAACAAGUGUACAUAUUAUUAUAAAAUCUGUUUUUUCAUGUCCUUUUAUGUGAUUUACCUGUCCUCCAUGAUGCACACAAGUGACUCUUUUCCAAUAAAAGUGCUUUGAAAUCAUAAAA